UUAUGAUCGUGCGCUGCCUUUGCCUUUUCCAGCUCUACUAAAAUUUGUUGAUACAGAUAUGUGCGUGUGUGUGUGUGUGUAUGUGUAUGUUUCUUUGUUUACAUGUGUAGUGGUGGCUAUUUCAUAAGUUCAGCUUUUGGGGCAUUCAAUUUAUUUUGUGCUCCCUCUUUGUUUUGAUUCGUUGUUGAUAAUAAAAAGAAAAAACAAAAAAUUAAUAAAGAAAAAACAACAGCUGCACUCCGCCGUCGAAAUGGAAAUAAGAUAUACUCAGAUAUUGAACCAAUUUAUUUCAAUUUUAUUUUGCACCUCGACGGCAAAAGUUGUGUUCGCGCCUGGCAUUCCAUGAUCAGUUAAGAAUAGUCCACAAAUUGACGACUGUGCGCGCGUCUGUGUGUGUGUGUGUAUAUGUACGGGAUCAGCAGCCGUUGAACGAAAGUUUAAAAUGCAUUUGUUGCUCAUGAAGCUAAUAUGCUUUAUAGUGAUUAGCACAUUGUGCUUUCAAAUCGUGUGCCCCGCUAGUGUCUGCCACUGUAUACGGAUCAAGGAUUGUGUGCCCUUUGCCCGGCUUUUGCUGCAUCACAAGCUCGAAGAGCGCGCCUCUGUGUUUUCCAUGAUUCACUCUGCUGGCUGUGGCUUUCAAGGCCUCGACCCGCUUGCCUGUUGUCCCCAUCACCAGGUGGCAUCUUCACACACCAGUCGCAGCUUACGAUUUGCCCCCACCGAGCGCUGGGUGUGGGGCACUUCAAGCUCUUCAAAGCGCAACCCAAGACUUAACUUCAACUUCGAUCGCUUUGUGGCACAUGAGACCGAAAUGCAAUUGCUCGACUAUCGAGAUUUCGAAGCUCAACGCAAUUGUCCCCAACCCAUUGAGGAUUACGAUGAUCAUACUUUUAAAUUUGGAAGCGGACAUCACUUUCACUUCCACAUUGAUCAUGACAUUGAAACAGCAGAGGACGAAUUAGGUCCGCAACCGGCUGAUAGACCAAUUGUGUUUCCUGGUGACUUGCGUUUCGAGCAUACAGCAAGCUUAACAGAUCAGGGGGAACUAUUGGCUGAUGCAAGCCAGGAACAAGUUAUGCGGGACAAGAUGCCCAUGGCCACGCCCACCGUGACCCCAGCGUCAGCAGCGAGGAUGAACCCAGCCGAUUGUGGGAUCAGUGUGAACACUCGACUAUUGGGGGGUGACGCGGUUGUUCCAGGACAAUUUCCAUGGUUCGCCCGGAUCGCCUAUCGCAAUCGCACCAGCAAUCGCAUCAGCUAUCGUUGCUCGGGCUCCGUUAUUUCCAACAAUUACGUUGUUACCGCCGCCCAUUGUGUUGUUAACUUAGUGAGUGAUCUGGAAAUAUUUCAGGUGCGCAUAGGCGAUGACAUCUCCAGCCCACAGGAUUGUGCUCCUAAUACUAAGAACUGUACUAAACCAAAUAUUUUUAAUAUUAUACGGGUGCUGGUGCAUCCCAACUACGACCAGCCGAAAUAUGCGAACGAUAUUGCACUGCUCGCCCUCAACAACAGCAUAAGCAAAUUCACGCCAAUAUGUUUACCUUUAAAUAGCACGGCAGCGCUUGCAGAUAGAAUGAUUGGGCAAAUGGGGGUUGUAGCCGGGUGGAGCACAAAAGCGGAGAAUAGUAGCUCAAACAGUUCCGGCAGCGCAGCCUCAGUGCGAUUCAUCAGAUUGCCCAUUGUGAAUACGACCAGUUGUGCGAUUACCUAUGCGACACUUAGCGAGAACUUCCAGCAACCGAUUGUGAUCACGCCGAACCAUCUGUGCGCCCAGGGCCAGCCUAUGAAGGAUGUUUGUCGCGGCGACAGUGGUGGUCCCUUCAUGGACGACGGCACCUCUGGCCUACUCAAUGCCAAUGGACGUUACACACUGCUCGGAAUUGUCGCCUUUGGGCCAACCCUAUGCGGCGUGACGACCGUUCCGGGCGUCUACACGGCUGUCAGCUCCUACAUGAACUGGAUUUUUGAUAGCAUCAAUAUGCUAAAUACAUGAACGGAAGAGUUGCGCGAGACAUGACUUUUUCCAAAGUUUUUUCAACGCCAAAGCCAAACACCGUUGUGUAUUAUUCCUAUACAAUAAUAAUAAAUAAAUAAUAGAUAAAGAGAAACAAAUAAAUUGCAAAUUUA
Molecule: messenger RNA, 2127 nt
Organism: Drosophila hydei
Lineage: Eukaryota; Metazoa; Arthropoda; Insecta; Diptera; Drosophilidae
Product: phenoloxidase-activating factor 3
Exons: 6
Coding region: 443-1993 (516 amino acids)
Biological process (GO): proteolysis
Molecular function (GO): serine-type endopeptidase activity
Source: RefSeq, a predicted model, not a curated record